Prorocentrum cordatum is the source of this 7653-nucleotide messenger RNA. The record is from the annotation of a GenBank genome assembly. Lineage: Eukaryota; Dinophyceae; Prorocentrales; Prorocentraceae.
AUGCACGGGCACAGGAAUCCGACGUGCAGCCUGCAGCUCUCGUUUGCAGCCCUCCGCUCCGGCUUCGCGGACCAGCUGGAGGAGGUUGCUGAGGAGGCUGAGGUAGAGGAGGAGGCGAAGGAGCAGCUGUUGAGCGGCCGGCGCGCCCCCUCACAGUUGCAGCUGCCCUGCACCAGCGUGGGUGGUGCCGCCGCCUGCAAUGGAUGCCAGGCCAGAGCAUGGAAAUAUGAGUGGCAGCGCUGUUUGGCACAGCUACGGACAGCACGCCCGCUCAGGAGGCUCUCCCACAGGGGGGCCAACAGGCGGCUACGAGCGGAACCAGGCCACAUCGCGGGCGACGGCCCUCCGAAAGCCCGCCCUCCGACUCGGCGAGCAGCGAAGAAAUCCCGCACCAUGCGUGGCUUCAUGGAGCAAUUCGUGAAGGUCAUGGUGCAGAUGCUCCAGGGCAGCGACCAGAGCCAGCUGAUGACCCUCUUGGCCGGCGUGCUUAGCGGCAUGCAGGCCCACAACGAGGACGACAGCAGCAAGGGCGGCGGUGCGGGCAAUGGCUCGGGCGGCGGUGGCGGCGGCAGCGCACCACAGCAGCAGCCGCCGGCACCCCGCCGGCAGCAACCCGACGCUCUGGAGGCCUGGCAGACAGUGUGGAGCCUCAGGCCCGAAGAUUUCGACGCUCAUAUCUUCUCCGUGGACGACUUGGAGCUCAAGGCUCGGGCGCAGCCAGGGGACAGUACGACGCCGCCGAAGCCCGUGCUCGGUGUGGUCCUCGCUCGGGACGAAGCCGACUGCAAGGGCAUCGAGACCCUCUUGUCGAUCCACGGCCACCUCCGCGUCCUGCGGGUCCGGCCCUUGGAAGGACCAGUCGCCAGCGAAUGCGCACUGCAGCCACACGAGGAGCCACGGCAGCUUCUGGGCAAAGCGCGAGGGCACACCCGCGUCCGAGCGGUCGGCCUGCGGCGCUCUCACACCGACGCGCCUCGGUACAAGACGGUCGUUACCAAAGCGGCGCCGGCCGCUGCUGCGACGGAGACUGCCGUCCUCCGGGUGUCUGUAGAGAGGAGGUACACGACGGAGUGGGAGCGCACCCUCAAGCGCCCGGGCGACACCGCUCGCGCGUGGGGCAUCGCAGCGGGCCUCACCGAUGCCAGCAAGCUCCGCGAUACCUUCAAGUGGUUCCAGCAGGGCGACAUCCUCGUCGGCCUGUGGAGGGUAGAGCAAUCAGCCGUGGCCGGCCUCCUGGCCGCGUCGGGGCAGGUGGACGAUCAUGGACAUCGAUUUUUCGUUGAGCCCAUGCGCUGGGAGGCCCCCAACCCUGGCCCUUGUGCCUGUGAGUACCAGAAGAGGCUGGAGGAUGAGGAGUGGUCGCAGUACGCGACCAGGAUCGCAUCCAUGGCAGGAGAUCUCGGCAUCGCACGCGGAGAUCGCGCUCUCGGCAUCCGCAAGCCGCGCGCCUCCACCGACGCCCGCACCCGCACCUGGAAGCUGAAGGCCUCGGCGCUGCCGCGCAAGACCUGGGUGGUCAGAGCCGCAGCCAGUGGCGAGUUGAGCGGGUUCGAAAUCGAGCAACGUGUCGCAGGUGAGGAUAUCCACAUGCACGGGUACAUCGAGGCACCGAGGAGGAGUGCAGCACCGUGGCAGCGCUUGCCGGGCGAGCGGGCCGUGUCCUUCGUCAAGGACCCCAAGUCCGCGGAGGACAAGCCGCGGGCACCCAACAGGGUCUUGGAAAUGGCCCCGGCCGCGGGGGCCCUGGCGCUGGCGAACGGGCCGGCCAUUGGGGCAGCGGCCGAGAACGGAGGCAAUGGUGACGACAAGGGAUCGGCACAGCGGCCGGGACUCAGGAAGCAGAACGUCAUCGUGGAGCAGGAGACGGUCAGGUUCAGGAUCGCCAAGCACGUGGCGCACAACUGCGACAAGUUCGCGAAUUACUGGGACGAGUUGGCGCCCCAGCGAGAGGACAAGAAACUGGACUCCUUCGCCGAGUAUAUGAAAUUGGCGGAAAAGCCCGGCGCCUGGCUGGGCAACCUCGAAGUCGCCGCCUUCGCGGAGGUCUUUCAGGGCGAGGUGGUGGUCUACCGGAGGCAAGGGCCUCCACAGCACUUCAAGCCGCCCUCCGGGGCGAAGAAGCCCCUGCAGGCAGCCAGUGCGCCUCAGGGGUUCACCGUGCGACAGCCCUUCCUGUACCAGAAGAAAGCGGCGCAUGUCGCCAUCUUCCACGCGAAGGUCAGGGACCAGAUGCACCUCCGCCCCAGCCUGGUGAUGAAACUCUUGGCUGGCACGACGGCGCGGUGGCAGUGCCCUUGCUGUCCCAAGGCCAUGGCAGCCGACCCCGCCAGCCCAGCGGGAGCACGGUCGAGACUCAAGCACGGGGCGACGGAGCACCCAGAUGAGGACCCGAAGAGGUUCCAUCUCCCAGCGGGCGCACGGGGCGACGGAGCACCCAGAUUGGCCGCGGCCUACGCCGCUCGAGCGGCGGCGUGGCGCGUCAAGAACCUUCUCGGGGGCAAGACCCUCGGCCACCAGAUCGUGUUCUUCCGCAUGCCGGCUGGCCGGCGCAAAGGCCUCACACACGUACGAUGCACCACGUGCUUCCGGCAGGGCCGCACAGUCCGGGCCUUCGGGCAGUGCCGGCCCUUGUCUGCACAGACGGGCAAGACGACGCAGGCCAUUGCGACCGCCCGCGGUUGGCUGGAGGCCGCGCCGCCAGCGGAACAUGCCGAGAUCCAGGAGUACUUGGACUGGCUCUUGAAGGCGCGGGAGCAGGCGCGCUCGCGUGAGCUCCAGCGGAUCCGGGACGAGCGCAAGCCGGACAGGGACAAGCACACCGUCCACCAGUUCCAGUGGCCCCUCGGCGACAAGAAUAUCAAGGGCCGCCAGAGGUUCGUCUGCAUGGCGUGCGGCAUGCUCAAGAUCUCUCGCGCUGCCCUGGAGGGCCGCGCCUGCGGCCAGAGGAUGACCAAGCAGCACUUCGCCAAGCGCGUGCGCCUCCUGGCGCGCCUGCGGCGCCUCCGGCGGCGCAGUCCGGACCUGGAGACCGCCGUCGAGGCUCUGGCCAAGGCGCGGGGCUCGCCCACCGAGGCCGCGGAGGCAGCAGCAGAGGCCGCGGCCGCGGCGGCGCCGCGAGGGCAGGGGGUGCUUCAGCGGCGGAGGCGCGCGCAGCGGUGCAGCUACCUCGCGGCAAGGCCCGCGACCAGGGCGAUGAAAACUCUGAGUUGGUUCCUGGCCUCUUGGGGCCUCCUGCGCCAGUUUUCCGAGCCGCGUCCGGCCGCGGCGAGGUUCCCGCAUCAGUUUUCCGAGCCGCGUCCGGCCGCGGCGGCGGCGCGGAACAUGUCACGGCUUCCGCCGGCAACGACAACGGCGCGGAACAUGUCACGGUUUCCGCCGGCGGCGGCGGCAGCAGCGCAGUUCCUGCAGCUCCUGCAGCUCCCGCACCGCAAGGCUCCCAGGCUGGCCUGGCACAUGGCGGCGGCGCCCGGCCGGCAGGCCCAGCAGCAGGCGCGGUUCGCUGGCGACCCGGAUCCCCUGGGACCCCUGGAGGCGCGGCCCGACGACGCGGGAGUUGGCGCCACGGCCGGGCCGGAGGCUGCUGCAGCCGCAGGCGCCGCCACCAAGGCCACCAAGCCGCCCACGCAGAGGAUGCGGAUCGGCACGCUCAACGUCCAGGGCCUUCGGGAGAAGCUGAGUCGCGUCUUCUUCCUCGCCUCGCUGUUCGCGCUGGACGUCCUGUGCGUGCAGGAGGCGCGCAUCGGACCACAGUCGCUCGCCAGCCUCACGCAGUACGCGAAGCGCCGGGGCUACAGCUACACCGCCGCGGCGGAGACGGACAUCGACGAGCUCGGGCGCGCCCAGGGCGGCGUCAUCACCUUCUCCCGGCACCCGCUCCAGAGGAUGGCGCACCCGGAGUCUGCUCACCAGGGCCGGUACGUCACCACGGCGCUCCACAUGCCAAAGGCCGAACCCCUGCUGCUGACCAACAUGCACGGCCUGCCCGGCCGCAUCGUGGAGACCUGGGAUAUCGUCCACGCGGUGCUGGCACAGGCGGCUCAGCUUGGCCGUCGCCCGGUGAUCAUCGGGGACUGGAACAUGAUCCCCUCAGAGGGCGUGGCGGCCGAGGCAGCGUCCAACGGGUGGCUUCGGUUGGCCCACACUCCAGCCGAGACGGCCACGGCGACUCACACCAAAGGCCGCCACCUGGACUACAUGUUGGCCCACCCCAGCGUGCACGUUUCCAAGCGUGUCCAAGAGCUGAUGGUGGCGGAUCACAGCCUGGUCCACCACGACCUGCCGUGCUACAGGCCCGAGGACCGGUACACCUACAAACCGCACCAACAGCUCCCUGAGAUCCCACCGCCUGCUUCUGGGACCCGGGACGGGCCCAUGGCCCCCGAGCUGGCCCAGCGUUGGCGGGAGGCUCAGGAACAGAUCCAGGACGACUUCGACGCUGCCGAGGCGCGCUUCGACACCGAGGCCAUGUGGACCCUGCUAUCCGACGAGACCGAGCGGAUCUUGGCUGGUCAGCUCACGCCCGGUACGAGGUCCAAGCUGUUCCGCACGACCUGGGGGAGCUCUACAAGGCUCCAGCGGGUCGUCCAGGAGGAGUACGAGAAGCGCGGCGCUACCGCACCCAACGCCCACCUCCAGCGGCGGCAGGAGCGCUUGGCCAGCAGGUACCCAGACCUCCAGGACAUGCGCUUGGACACGGCCGCCGGGCGGCAGGCCCUCCAGGAGCUCAUCAACCACGUGGAGGCGCACCACAACACCAGGAGGCUCUCCCAGUGGACCGACGCCAUGGUCACAGACGACGCUCGCACCCUGCAGUGGCUGAAGCGCACGGCCGCGCCGCCUGAGGCGUGCACCUCCGUCCGGCCCAAUUUGCAUCCUCAGCGGGAGGCGGAGCACCAGCGGGCCGCCUGGGCACGGAUCUGGUGCUCUGAGCCGCCCCCAAAUACCAGCGCCGACAAAUAUUCGCACCCGGUACCGCGGCACAGCCCCGGCCUGCCAGACUGCUUCGAAGUGGACCGCACCGGGAAGCGCUUGCGGUGGAGGGCCGGCCGCAUGCGGGCCAAAGCAGCAGGAGCAGACGGGUGGAAGCCAAAGCACGUGGCCGACCUGCCCUUGGAAUGGUUUGCACUCUUGAGCAGAGUGUGGAAUGCCAUACUCGAUGGGGGCCCCGUCCCACACAGCUGGACGCACACCAGGGUCGCGCUCAUCCCGAAGCACGAUGAUACCGGGGGCCUCCGCCCCAUCGGGAUCGCUUCGGUCGCCUGGAGGCUGGGCAUGGGGGACCUCGUGACAACCCUCUGGCCCUGGAUGGCCGCCUGGCUCCACCCCGGCAUCGCGUCAGGCGCCAGGCGGGACCCCGCGGAGAUGGUCGAGGCGCUCCUGGAGGGCAUUGACGAGAGCAAGGCCGCCGGCGGGCUGUCCAUCUAUGGAGCCAAGAUCGACUUGUCCAAGGCGUUCGACAGAGUGUCGGAGUCCCGCGCACGCCAUAUCCUGAGACACAUGGGCGCGCCAGAGCCCCUGCUCCACACGCUCCAGAGUUUCUAUGCCCAGAGGCAAAUGCACAUGGAAGUCGACGGCUGCGUGGCCUCGCAGCCGAUCCGGCCUUUGCGCGGGCUGCUCCAGGGAUGCCCCCUGUCAGUCCUCCUCCUGCUGGUGGACAUGAAUUUGUGGAUCCGGGUGGUGGAAGCCUCCUGCCCGCAUGUCUCCGUCAAGGCGUACGCCGACGAUCGCACCCUGUGGGCCCGUGGCCCGCUCGCGAAAGCGAGGGUGGCAGAGGCAUGCGAGGUCACUCGUCGGUUCGACCUGGGCGCCGGCUGGCAGUGGAACGCUGGCAAGGGACAACGAUUCCAGAGGGGGCACGCUGACGGGCGACGCGGCGCCUCCCCCUCGCAGCUGGCUGCGCUCCAGGGCGGCGUCCUUGAGCAGGUGGGCCCCCUCAAGCACGCGGUCGAGGUGCUCGGCGUAGUGCUGUCCAUGCAGCGCGUGCCGCCGGUGAUGACCCGGCGCAAGUCCGAGGCCGCGGCGCUCUGGCAGCUGAGCCGCAUCGCGCCGCCUCCGCUCUGCUGGGGCGGCCGCUUCAUGCGCCCCCCACAGGACACCGUGCGCCGUUGGGACAACGCCAUUCGGCGAGCCAUCCUCCAGCACCCACGUGCCGCUUCUAGGGCGGCCUGCGCGGCCGUUGUCGGCCCUUCGGCGUGCGUCGAAUACCAGCUUGACGCCGACGCCUUGCGGCACGAGUUGUGGCGCCUGCGCCGCCAGGCGCGCAACCUCCCCACCGCGGUCCGCAUGCUGCCACGCUGGGCGGCGGUCUGCCGGCGCUGGCGGUGGACUCCCAGACCGCAGCAGGGCGGGGCCGGCGGCGCCGCACAGUACCCGAGGCUGUACGACACGCCCGAGGGGAUCGUGGACCUCGCGGAGUUCGGCAAGAGCAGCCUGCAGCAGCUCGCAUGGCGGUCUCAUGCCCGGCACCUGUGGCUCCAGGAGAGCCGGGCCAAGGACGCGGACAGCCAACGCCUCUUGGCCGCGGGCGAGGUCCCGGCAGGCCGGCUCCGGCUCACCUUCGGCAGCAGCGGCUCCGCCAGCCUUCGGAGGGCGGCCCUGGGGUGUGCCCUCGAGCAUCACGCCGUCGAGGGCUUGCGGCGGUCCGCCGGAGCCCCGAAUGCUGCGGUGGUCUGCACGUGCGGUGCGCCUGCCAGGAGAAGCCAUUGGCUGUGGGAGUGCGCCGCCCGAUCCCAGGAGCCGUCCGCGGGGCCCGCCGUGGGCAGCGCCAGGUGCGGCUUGGAAGAGAAGAUGGCCGUGCGGAUAGUCGAGGUGCCUCGGCGGCUCGCGCCUGCGCCGCUGGCGGCGCUGCAGGGACGGCUUGGCCGCAUCGUGGCGGCUCUGCGGGCUGGCCAGCGCGCGGACGGCAGCGGCGCCCUCGUAUGCACCGACGGCAGCGUGGUCGGCCGGAACGAUCGCCUCAAGAGGGGGGCGUGGGCCAUCGCGGUCAGCACGCCCGCCGGCGUCGUGACCGCCACAGGCGAGGUGUCCAUCCCGGACGGCACGUCUGAUUGCGCAGAGCGCGAGGCCGCCCUGCACCUCAUGCGAGCGGCCGCCGAAGCAGGUGUGGCUUUCAUCGUGUACAUCGACAACAGUGGCGUCCAGGGCGGCCUGCGGGACAUCUUGAUGGGCAUGCCACGCCGACAGGAGUACGCCUUCGGCCAUUGGGGCGCAAUCGAGGGCCACGCCAGGACCCUCCCGGCGGGCUGCGCUGCCUAUUGGGUCCCGUCCCAUGGCAAGAGAGAAGGGUCGUGGGCGCCGCCAGACCCACGCCACUCUGAGCUCGAGGUCAGAGACCUGAAUCGUGCUGCCGACGAGGCCUGUGGCGAGCGGGCGGCUGCAUUGUACGCCCGCCUGAGCGCGCCCCAGGAGGCGCUCCACGCGACAGCCGACGCCAGCAUGGCUGCCGGCAUGCUGCGCCUGGCGGCCGGAGAGCAGGCACUGCUGGCGGACUGGGCGCCCGCUCGCGACGAGGCCUCCCUGCAGGCCGGAGACAUGUGGCGGCGGCGCACUGGCGCCCGCCGGCGGCGUCCCGCAGCCGGCCAGGCCGCGGCGGCACCCGCCGCAGUGGCGCCCGGAGCACCAGUACCCCGCCGGGCCGCUGCGGCUCUCCCGUAG